AUGUCGCUUUCACCGAUUCCAUAUUCAGCCUCAAGUCUACAAAGUCCUCCGGCGCUCGCAACACCACCGCCCCCUCCGCCAAAACCCUCGAGCCACGAAGCGAGCGGGAGAGGCACUCCGAUCCCUAAUCCACACGUUAGAUCGCCGGCUCCGUCUACACCACCCAAGGAAGCUUUGGCACCUCGCGAAGAUGCACAAACAGUAGCAGGUGACAGAAACUUUGCUUCACCGAGCAGUUCUGCUCAGCCACCGGGGCGAGAUGAUGGAUGGAUUCCAGAAACCCUCAGAGACAAAUCGACCAAUGACCUACAGUCCGUCCUCUCCGAACCUCUUCUACUCAAUGCCCUAGCAAAUACUCACCCCUCGUACCCCGCCUCUCAAAGCCAUCUCCUGGCUCUCCUCCACGCCAACAAGUCACUGGCAGCCCACGCCCUAGAGCUAGAAUCGCAUCUCUCCUCUCUCCGGUCCUCCACUGAAACGCUCCUAUUACAGCACCAGUCCCUGGAGCUCUCAUGGCGCAAGAAACAGACCGAAAUGGACACCGCCUUGGCACCAUGGUCGCCCAAGGCGCUCUACCAGAGACUUGUGGCGGGCAUUGCGGAGCAGGAGGCGGUGGUGAGGGCGGUGGAGGAGAGCUUUUUAGAAGGUGACUUGCACCAUGGGGUUGCGGGUGAGAGGGAGGUGGUGGAGUGGGUCAGGCGUGUGAGGAGCGAAAGCGCAAAGUUGGAGAUGCGAAGGGAAGCAAGGGCAAGGUGGGAUGAAGGAAGAGUUGGGGGCUGGAGGUAG
Messenger RNA from Ophidiomyces ophidiicola, 786 nucleotides. RefSeq lists its product as uncharacterized. NCBI's taxonomy places the organism in Eukaryota, Fungi, Ascomycota, Eurotiomycetes, Onygenales, Onygenaceae. Bases 1 to 786 code for a protein of 261 amino acids. The record is from RefSeq and is a predicted model, not a curated record. Gene Ontology annotation, cellular component: ESCRT I complex. The transcript has 2 exons. Gene Ontology annotation, biological process: ubiquitin-dependent protein catabolic process via the multivesicular body sorting pathway; protein targeting to vacuole; protein targeting to membrane.